Messenger RNA from Hibiscus syriacus, 267 nucleotides. Its product is annotated as methylesterase 2-like. Gene Ontology annotation, molecular function: methyl salicylate esterase activity; methyl jasmonate esterase activity; methyl indole-3-acetate esterase activity. The record is from RefSeq and is a predicted model, not a curated record. Bases 1 to 267 code for a protein of 88 amino acids. NCBI's taxonomy places the organism in Eukaryota, Viridiplantae, Streptophyta, Magnoliopsida, Malvales, Malvaceae. The transcript has a single exon. Gene Ontology annotation, biological process: salicylic acid metabolic process; jasmonic acid metabolic process.
AUGGAGAAGAAAGAGGGUCAUUUUGUUCUAGUUCAUGAAGCCUUCCAUGGAGCUUGGUGUUGGUACAAAGUGAUAGCUCAGCUUAAAUCAAUGGGCCACAAGGUUACAGCUUUGGGUGUGGCUGGUUCUGGGAUAUUCAUCGAAUUUCCGAUUACUUUGAACCAUUGGUCAACUUCAUUGAAUCGCUCCAACCUGAUUCUAGUAUGCACAGAAGCUGCCAUGAAAAUGGAAAGAUUCCCUAAAAAAUUAGCUGUUGCAGUGGCAUAA